Carassius auratus (goldfish) is the source of this 1450-nucleotide messenger RNA. RefSeq names its product fibroblast growth factor receptor 1-like. Gene Ontology annotation, biological process: homophilic cell-cell adhesion. NCBI's taxonomy places the organism in Eukaryota, Metazoa, Chordata, Actinopteri, Cypriniformes, Cyprinidae. Gene Ontology annotation, cellular component: plasma membrane. Bases 122 to 1123 code for a protein of 333 amino acids. The record is from RefSeq and is a predicted model, not a curated record. The transcript is spliced from 6 exons.
GUGCAUUCAAGCGUGUCAUAGAAACAAGAUCUGCAAAUAUGAACGGUUUGAUUAAUGGUUGCCAAUGUUAAUAAAAUGCUAAUUUAGCUAUUGAAACAUUAAGUCUAACUUCUGACUUACGAUGCCUGGAUGUUUCAUUUAUAUUUGGCUGUGUUUCUUUGCUGUGUUUGUGAGAGAAACUGAAGUCAAAGAAGUGCAGACGGGUUUAUACAGUCGUGUUGAGCUGACUGGAGAGGAACUUGAUCAACAAACUGUUGAUUCUCUGCGCUCGGUGGAAUGGACCAAACGAAAUGGAUUAGUAACAUGUCUAUGUUUUAAGAAAAACACCACAUUCAGUGCUGAAUACAGUCAAUGCUGUGGAAGAGCUCAUUUCUAUUUAAACAAUAACAGCCUCAUUCUGGAGAAUGUGACGGCAAAGGAUGAAGGAGUUUACACUGAAACAAUAAUUAGAGGAAACGGCACUACAAAAUCUCAAAACUUCACAUUAUUAAUUCAGUACCCUCCAAAUGUAACAGAAAUUGUGGUCUCCUGGACCUCCAACACAUCUGUGACUCUCAAAUGUGAAGUGAGCGGCGUCUUUCUGCAUCUGAUGUGGAAGAGAGAAGGAUUGCCUGUUCUAGAGAAACACACACACUCAUUCAGUGAGAGAAACCAGACUCUACACAUCAGCAACAUAACCAGCUCUGAUUAUGAGACAUACAGCUGUAUUGCUUCAAAUGCAUAUGGAGAAUCAGAACAACACACAUAUAUUACCGGUGAGAACUCAACUGUUAACCGAGGAAAUGGCGCUGCUGGUAAAACUCAGACUGAUCAGAUCGUGCUUUCAAGUGGAUUUACACUCGCAGGAGUUUUAGGACUGUGCAUCGUGUUCUUCUGCCUUUACAAAAACCAUCAGAGGGAUGCAGACAAAGUCCAUGGAGUUUAUCAGGAAGUACCUGAUACUGAAGAGGUGACUUUUUCUUUGUACAUCUGCACAGACUUGAUUACAUCGAAAGAGCCCAGUCAGGCCUCCUUUGAGGACUAUUCUGCGGUCGGACCCACAUGCAGGGAAGAAACAGUCACUCUGUAUUGGGUCACUAAUGAUCAGUCUACAUCGUGUGCUGAUGCUGGAUACGACAAAUGAUAUAAGAGCCUACACAGAGACAGAAUAGAGGAAGUUAGGCCUGCUGACAAAGUAACACUUCAGGCAGAACAGAGCUGUUUUAUAUUAGGGGGAUUUUAUAUUUUAAAGCUUAACUGCCGUGACAAAUAUAAAACCAAACAUUAUAUGUUAUACCAAAUACAAGCUCACGUGACCAUGAUGUAACAGAACCCAGCCUCAGCAUCACUGCAGCAUGAAAAAUAUUUAAUAAUAAUUUAUUAUUAACAACAAUGCCUUUGCAUUUAUUUUGAAUGCUGAAAGUUUUUUUUAUUUGCUAAAAUUAUGAUUAUGUUUGAUCUAUCAAUUAUU